Thermothelomyces thermophilus ATCC 42464 is the source of this 1505-nucleotide messenger RNA. RefSeq names its product sterol 24-C-methyltransferase. NCBI's taxonomy places the organism in Eukaryota, Fungi, Ascomycota, Sordariomycetes, Sordariales, Chaetomiaceae. The transcript has 4 exons. Gene Ontology annotation, biological process: ergosterol biosynthetic process. The record is from RefSeq and is a predicted model, not a curated record. The coding region runs from base 108 to 1256 and encodes 382 amino acids. Gene Ontology annotation, cellular component: endoplasmic reticulum. Gene Ontology annotation, molecular function: sterol 24-C-methyltransferase activity.
CGCAACACCAACCCCUCCGCUCUCUUGCUGUCGCAUUCUUGCCGAUCUUGGUACUUUCUUUUUCUACACUCGAGUAUCAUCUUCGCGUCGGCAACUACCACUUCAUCAUGGCUCCCACAAAAACGAAAGUGAUCCUCGAGAAGGAGGACCACGAGCGCGAUGCCGCUUUCAUGAAGGCCCUCCACGGCAAGUCGACUGAGGCCGCUGGCGGUUUUGCUGCUAUGCUGGCCAAGGACAAGGAGGCCAAGAAGAUUGCGGUCGAGGAGUACUUCAAGCACUUCGACAACAAGAGUGCAGAGACCGAGACAGAGGCCGACAGAGAGGCGCGGACCAGGGAAUAUGCGACCCUCACGCGGCACUACUACAAUCUUGCGACCGAUCUGUACGAGUACGGUUGGGGCCAAAGCUUUCACUUCUGUCGGUAUUCGAUUGGCGAGCCUUUCUACCAAGCUAUCGCGCGUCAUGAACACUAUCUUGCCAUGAAGAUCGGCAUCCAGGCCGGUAUGAAGGUUCUCGACGUCGGUUGCGGUGUCGGCGGGCCGGCAAGGGAGAUUGCCAAGUUCACCGACGCGCACAUCACCGGUCUCAACAACAACGACUACCAAAUCGAGCGCGCCACACGGUAUGCGGCCAAGGAGGGUCUCUCAAACCAGCUGAAGUUUGUCAAGGGUGAUUUUAUGCAAAUGUCGUUCCCCGAUGAGUCGUUCGAUGCCGUCUACGCCAUUGAGGCUACGGUCCACGCUCCCAAGCUGGAGGGUGUCUACAGCGAGAUCUACCGAGUGCUCAAGCCCGGCGGUGUCUUCGGCGUUUACGAGUGGUUGAUGACGGACAACUACGACAACAACAACCUGGAGCACCGCGACAUCCGUCUCGCCAUCGAGGAGGGCAACGGCAUCUCCAACAUGGUGACCAUUUCCGAGGGUCUUGAGGCCUUCAAGGCUGCCGGAUUCGAGCUGCUCCACCACGAGGACCUCGCCAAGCGACCCGACCCUAUCCCCUGGUACUGGGGCAUUGCGGGCGAGACCAAGUACAUGCAAUCGUACUGGGAUCUGUUCACCGUGCUCCGCAUGACGCACGCCGGCCGCCGGGUGGUGCAUGUCUUCACCGGUUUCCUCGAGACCAUCGGCCUCGCGCCCAAGGGCACCAAGAAGACAGCCGAUUCUCUUGCCAAGGGUGCCGACGGUCUCGUCGCAGGCGCCAAGAAGGACCUCUUCACCCCUAUGUACCUGAUGGUUGGCCGCAAGCCUGCCAACUAAGCGGUCUGUACCGGACUGCUCUGCAUUUGCUAUGACGGGAUGAGAAAAAGGACUGCAUCGUAAUGCGGAUGGGGCAAUUGCAGUGGGAUGGCUCUGGAAAGGCAUACUCGGUAAUUAAUAUAAUGCUUCGGGGGUUUGGGACAUCGCCGAUUGGGAUUGGGCGACCGCGGCCUCGCUGCCUUCAGUACGUACACUACACCGUAAUCAAUCUUCUCACGGUCAGGCUGACCUGCCGUGGUAGGAACGGUC